AUGAACAAGCCAAAAUCACCUCCAGCACAUGUGAUGGCCAAAUACCUGACCGAGAAAAGUCUGAUGAUUCGGUGGAUGAAACCUAACACGAGUUUCGACACCCCAUGGGACAUUCGCAGGACGGAGAAAACGAGCGUGAGAGGCCGCCUCCAUUUGGAAAACUGCUGCAACAGGCCCCACCGGCCGUUGGAGUUGAAGCACCCACAGCUGUUGGCUGUACCGGUGGCCACAUUUGCCCGGCGGGCCGAGGCCGAUUAUUUUCUCAUUCCUUUCUGCCGGUACCGGUGCCGCACGUUCUUCUUUGAACAUCGGCGCCGGCCUGUUCCAAACCUGCCGAUGGCCGAUGUAGCCGAUAGUCCAACACCGGCGACCAACACCGGUGCGUACAAGGUGUACUAUACGAGCAACCCCGACCUGGUGAUGACGGAGUGGUCGAGCAUGAUGGAGAGUUCAUAUCGCACUUGGGGGGGGUUUACCAUAAUCAGUGACUUGAUGCCUUUAACCGUCUAUACCGUCCGUGUCCAGGCAUACACCAACAACGGGAUCACCCCGAUAUCAUUGCCUAUUCAAGUAAAAACACAAUACCGAGUCCCUUUGCAGCCAAACGACCUCCGCAUUGUAAACCGAACAACAAGAACUAUCAAAAUCAAAUGGGAUCCACCAAAAGCUUUAGACGAGGACCAAGAGCCCCUCAUCAGCUACGAAUUGUAUUGGAAUGACACGCAUUCAAAAGUUAAGCAGUACAAGAAGACUACUGCUAAUCGUGGAGGAAGAAUGGAUCAAAUUGGGGAUUGA
Darwinula stevensoni is the source of this 795-nucleotide messenger RNA. The record is from the annotation of a GenBank genome assembly. Lineage: Eukaryota; Metazoa; Arthropoda; Ostracoda; Podocopida; Darwinulidae.